GAACUUUAGUUUCUCAUUGACUUUCGUGCGGCGCGUAGCAAAUUGGCCGGAUACAAUGAAUUUCAUUCCUUUUCAUUUUUAGGAAAGUGUCCUUAGUUUAAGAAAGUUGUGUUUCCAUAAAAAAAAUAUACAUACAUAUAUAAUAUAUAUAUAAAUUGAACAUAUAUAUAAAACGGCAAAAUGCCAGAAAAAGUGGUUACAAUAAAUCACACGUCGUCAGACAAUAGUGGCAAUAAGGAUAAAGUGAAGACCGUCAGUCAAGAGGACAACGAUCCCAAUGCGCGUAAUCCGAUGCUUUAUGACCCCCUACAGGAUGGCGUGGUUCGAACCUCGAAGAAGAUGCAGUAUGUUGCUGCAAUGGUUGUUUGCCUCGGUGCUGUAGCAGCUGGUACAGCAUUAGCAUGGACUUCGCCAGUGUUGCCACAAAUAAGCGCCAUACCUGAUGUGCCUGCAACUGAUGCCAGUAAGGAUACCAAUGUCACUAUUACCAAUACAACAACAACAAUGUCGACAACAACAACAACGACAACAACACCAGUUACACCUGCUGCCGAUUCGUCAGAAUUACGUUUAACGCUCGAGCAACAAACAUGGGUCAGUUCAUUGGUCGCGAUUGGCGCCUUCUUCGGUGCCUUACCCACUGGCUACAUCGCUGAUGCGAUUGGCAGACGUUACACCGCGCUUGUUAUGGAUGUGCCCUUCAUUGUGGCAUGGUUGGCGAUUAUCUUUGCGAAGUCGCCUGGCAUGUUGUAUUUUGGACGUUUCGUGAUUGGAGUUUCAACUGGCAGCUUUUGCGUUGUCGCUCCCAUGUAUAUUUCUGAGAUUGCGGAGACAAGCAUACGCGGCACUUUGGGCACACUCUUUCAGCUGCUCUUGACUUUCGGCAUUCUUUUGGUUUAUCUUAUUGGCGCUGUAGUUUCAUGGACUACAUUGAGUGUGCUGUGUCUGAUGGUGCCCGUCGCUUUGUUCAUUGGCAUGCUGAUAUUGCCUGAGACACCCACGUAUUUGUUGAAAAAAGGACGUCGUGGUGAUGCUGCGCUCUCAUUGAAAUGGCUUUGGGGUCGCUAUUGUGACUCACGCUCGGCCAUUCAAAUGAUUCAAGCCGAUCUGGAUCAAACUAGUUCGGAUGCCUCGUUUAUGGAUCUCUUCCGCAAUCGCGCCGCCUUCAAAGGCCUCAUCAUCUCCAUGUUGCUCAUGUUCUUCCAGCAAUUCUCUGGCAUAAACGCUGUCAUCUUCUACACCGUGCCCAUAUUUCAAUCGGCCGGCAGCACUUUAGAUCCAUCAGUUUGCUCAAUUAUUGUUGGUUUCGUGCAAGUCGUCAUGACACUUACCUCUUCCUUGUUGAUCGAACGUGCUGGCCGUAAAGUGUUGCUGCUCUUCAGUAGUACCUUGAUGACUGUCUGUCUGGCGAUUUUGGGUGUGUACUUCCAGAUGAAGGAUGGCGGCAAAGAUGUUUCAUCAUUGGGUUGGCUACCAUUACUUUGUGUUGUACUCUUCAUGAUCGUCUUCUCUGUGGGUUAUGGUCCAAUACCAUGGCUAAUGAUGGGUGAACUCUUUCUGCCCGAUGUCAAAGCGACCGCUGUGGCAUUGACUGUUAUGUCCAAUUGGUUCUCGGUGUUUGUGGUAACGAAAUGUUUCGGUUCCAUGAUCACCGCUUGGGGUUCGGACAUGACUUUCUGGUUCUUCGGCUUCUGUAUGUUCUUAGCCACACUUUAUGUAGCCUUUAUGGUAUUGGAGACGAAAGGACGUAGCUCUGCUCAAAUACAAAUGUGGCUGGGGGGCAAUAAAUGAUGAUAAUGAGUUAGGCAUACAAAAAAUAAUACAAAUUUUAAGUAGAACUUUAGUUGUAACUUAUUCUAUGCAUACAAAUGUGUUGUAAAUAAAGCUCGAGAGCCAAGCUGGUGAUGAUACAUUAAAGCAGGGUUGCAUUACGUACAUACGAGUAUACCGCUCGCUGCUCAAUUUGCUAGAAAUAUUGGUUAAGUGGUCUAACGAGUAGUAUAGCCGAGUAAAAACGAGUGACGAAGCACAAUGUGUCGUUGGCUCGGUUUGUCAUUUAUUAUUUAAGUAGUAGUAUUAAAUACUUGUAAUUGAUUAAUUAUCUGUGUAUGUACAACUAAUUAACAAAUAUUAUUUUUUAAAUUAAUUUUCAGAUUUUUAUUAAAUUUUAUAUUUUAUUAUUAAUGGAAUUUUUGUAAAAAAAAGUGUAGUUGAUUUAUAAAUUUUCGACGAAAUUUUCCCUUUAUCGCCUUUAGAAUUUUUGUAGUUGUCUGUGAGAACCACCUUUGUAGCGAUCCUUUAAUUUUAAGAGUAAAUACGUAUACUUGUAAUAAAUAUUAAAUAAAAAAA
Messenger RNA from Ceratitis capitata (Mediterranean fruit fly), 2349 nucleotides. Its product is annotated as facilitated trehalose transporter Tret1-2 homolog. Bases 181 to 1791 code for a protein of 536 amino acids. The transcript has 6 exons. Gene Ontology annotation, molecular function: sugar transmembrane transporter activity. Lineage: Eukaryota; Metazoa; Arthropoda; Insecta; Diptera; Tephritidae. Gene Ontology annotation, cellular component: membrane. The record is from RefSeq and is a predicted model, not a curated record. Gene Ontology annotation, biological process: carbohydrate transport; transmembrane transport.